Molecule: messenger RNA, 4666 nt
Organism: Aedes aegypti (yellow fever mosquito)
Lineage: Eukaryota; Metazoa; Arthropoda; Insecta; Diptera; Culicidae
Exons: 9
Coding region: 1-3921 (1306 amino acids)
Biological process (GO): cell surface receptor protein tyrosine kinase signaling pathway; protein phosphorylation; positive regulation of kinase activity
Cellular component (GO): signaling receptor complex; axon; plasma membrane
Molecular function (GO): transmembrane receptor protein tyrosine kinase activity; ATP binding
Source: RefSeq, a predicted model, not a curated record
AUGAGCCACGAGAGCGUGUGCGUAUCCCUGGACACAUAUUACUCCAUCGCGCGACUUCAUCUGAGCAUUCCUACCUCCAAAGAAGCGUACAUCAUACUGAGAGAUCACCCCCUCCUAAGUGUGACGUUGCCCAGGAGAGAAAACUCCACAGAACAAUUUUGCUACAGUAUCGAAAGUCCCACUGAGCCGUACCUGAAAGUGAAUGACACCUCUGGCGAUAUUUGGCUAGCUUCACAUUUUCUCGACCUGCGGUCCCCGACGGAAUUUAUCAUCACGGCCCACACCAAACAAGGAGGUGCAGCUCUACGACGACUCAGCUUGACCAUCACUCCCAUUCCGGCGGGAAACAUUUCUCUUUCGCGCUUUUGUGAGGAGCACACUGACAAAAUUUGCUUCUGGGACCGGGCUAUUUACAAAAUUCAGGAAAACGAAUCACCUGGCUUCGCGAUUGGGCCCCUCGGAACCGACCUGUAUCAGAAGCUGUGUCGGACACAUUCCGUCAGCUAUCAGCUCAACAACGCAACCAAUUAUCUGCUGGCAUCCAACGGAUCCCUGUCCAGUCUCAUCAAGCUGGAUUACGAUUCCGCUCAUCCGGGUGCUCUAUUGAAAGCCAACGUUCGCUGCACGGUCCGAUUCAGCGGAAACGAUGUUCCUGUGCAGUUUGACAAAACCGUCGACAUCAACGUGCUGGAUCGGAACGAUAAUCGACCACGCUUGCAGCACACCAAUGACACACGCAUCGAUUUGCUUCUGGACGACCCACAUAUUAAUGAGGGUGAACCUCUCAAACACCUAAAAGUACUCUUCAUCGACAAGGACACAAUUGCCAUGAAUAGCUACGUGCACUAUCAACUGUUGAAUGAUACCUACAAUCUGUUUGAACCCAGGUGCAUAACCUACGAAAUCGAUCACGACGGAAGUCGUCAGACGGUAUUCGGUUGCUCGUUGAUUGCGCGAAAAACUGGAAUACUCCCGGAAGGACGCCACUGCGUGGUCUUAAAAAUCGUGGACGAUACAAUCUCAAAUGUAGAUUCCAAUCUAUUCAACAAUUCGACGAUCUGUAUCGAUCCGAACCACAAUCACAUUCGGCUGCCGCGACCGGAACCGCUCAUCAGUGGUGACCAAACUGGUUCGGGGGACAGUAAGCCAGCAACACGCCACAACGGUGGCGGCAAGAAACGAUCAGGAAAUAAGGCGGCGUUGGCCAAUUUCACCUACCCGAGUAAGGUAGAGUUGUAUACCAGUGCUACACAGUUUGCCCGCAUAGCGCAACCGAGCAACAUGCUUGACCAAAUUGCAGACAGUAAAACGGAUUUAAACUAUCGCAUCGUCCACAAUCCGCUAGAUGCUUUCAACAUCACCGCAUCCGCGGGAAUUAUCUACCUCAACAACCCCGCCAACAUCCAGCAACAACUUCCGAACGUGACGCUCAAGCUGGUGGUGGCCUGGCUGAACCACAAUGCUACGAUCUCGAUUUCCAUCAAACGUUCCGUUGGAAUCUCGUGUAAUGUUUCGUCCGAAGAUUUUUGCUCCGGUCAUCCGAAUCAGACAAGUUGCAUCAACAGUUGUGGAGUCGGUAGCCGGGAGGGUACUUGCAAGUUCAGAAUUUCGGAUCCUGCGAGCGCGUUCAGUAUGUUUGGCAAGCCAGAGGAGUCCACCUUCGAUGAGAAUUAUCCAACAUGUACACCGGACUUGGACAACUGUCCGGACAACGUAUGCGAUCCGCUGGAGGACAUGGGUCAUAAGAACAAGAUUCAAAUUUGUCCGCAGGAUUGCGUUUAUCCCGACCAAAUUAUUGGUGUCUUCGAGCGAUUACAUACCAUGGCCCGAGGUAUUCACAUGUCAGGAGCAGGAACUUGCACAUGCCGACUAACUGGCCAGUGCGAUUGCUUCAGUCGGCUUGGUAUUAAAAAAGAGCAUCGGAAAAAUAACACCAAAACUAAGAUGGCGAAAACGAGCACCACAACGGAACCGGUUGUCCUUUUCAAUGGGACCGUCGGGGCGUCUUCACCAGCUGCAGUACGAGAUGGUGGUAACUAUUACCAAAAUGGACUAAUCAACGGACCGAAUGCGCCGAUGUUCUUGUUGGCCAUUGUAGUCAUCCCGAUGAUCGUUGCUGUGCUUUUGGUGUCCUAUUGUUUCUCCCGGAAGACGGGCCUCAAGAAGAAACUUGCCGAUGGGAACAACAUUCCGAUGCACAUGGUCAGCAACGAAACGGAGGUGUUCAACGUAGACUUGCCCCUCAAUUCCCGGAUAAAUGAUAUAAAUUUCAAAAUCGAUUUUGACUCAAAGUGGGAGUUUCCUCGUUCCAAUCUCAUUCUGGACAUAACCCUCGGCGAAGGAGAAUUCGGCAAGGUUCUGAAAGCCUAUGCGACUGAUCUACCGGACAAGCCGGGAAUCACUACCGUUGCGGUGAAGAUGCUGAAAACUGGCGCGAACUCUGUGGAGCUGUUGGCUCUGCUCUCCGAGUACCAAUUGCUACAGGAAGUAACGCAUCCUAACGUGAUCCGUUUACUCGGUGCCUGCACUAAAGGCGAUUCACCCUUGUUGAUCAUAGAGUAUUGUCUUUACGGAUCGUUGAAAAAUUACCUUCGUUUGAGUCGCAAGCUAGAAGUGAUGAAUGCAACUGACUACGAAAACGCCAUCGAGCCCAUCACGGUCAAGGAUAUCCUGUCGUUCGCAUGGCAGAUCAGCAAAGGAAUGGCCUAUCUCACCGAAAUUAAACUGGUCCACCGCGAUCUAGCCGCACGAAAUGUCCUUCUGGCGGAGGGUAAAGUGUGCAAAAUAUCGGACUUUGGACUGACCCGGGACGUUUACGAGGACGAUGCCUACCUGAAGAAGAGCAAGGACCGCGUGCCGGUCAAGUGGAUGGCACCGGAAUCCCUGGCGGACCAUAUCUACACCACCAAGAGCGAUGUGUGGGCCUUCGGAGUCGUGUGUUGGGAGCUGAUCACCUUGGGUGCGUCACCGUAUCCUGGUAUUCCGCCACAGAAUUUGUACACGCUGCUGAAGCAAGGCUACCGAAUGGAGUGUCCGAAAAAUUGUUCCGAAGAAAUAUAUAGCAUUGUUCGUUCUUGUUGGACGGACGAUCCGAAGCUACGACCUACGUUCAAAUAUUUGGCUGGCCAGUUUGAACAGCUGCUGGGACGUACCGCUAAGUAUAUCGAUAUGGAACAGAAUUCUAUCUCGAAUCCGGUGUACUGCGAAAAUAGUGACGAAACUGAUUGCUCCAAAGUGUCCUGCGUCAAAGAGGAACAGGCCCGUCUCGAAAGCCUGUGGACGACCCCUCAGUACGAGCCUGCCACCGACAGCAGUACCCUGGAAAACAUCCGCUAUCUCUCCCCCAUAUCGGACAAGAAAUCUCUCAUCCUCCAAAGUUACGACACACCUCGUCCGCUGAUCGAAACGGCAACCAUCGAGCAGAAGUUGCGCUACGAAAACGACGUUCGGCUGCGGCCCCGGAAGAUCCACAAUGGCGUCUAUCCGCCGUCCUCGACUCCCACCAUCUACAUCAACUCGUCCAGCCAUCCGAACCUGUUCUCCAAAGAGAUGGACGAAACUUCGUUUUCCGUGGUGACUGGCAACGGGGAAUACGAUUCUCCCAGCAGGCAACCUCGCCCCGUAUCCUAUCUAGACAUGAACAAGAACAGUGUCAACCUAAAUCUGGAGAUUAACAACAUCGUUGAUAAGAAACAAUCGAAGGACAUUGCUUUCCGGUUUUCAAGCGUGGACAAUGAUUUGCAAACGGUGGGCAACACGUUGCCAAGGACCCCAACGCAAGCAACGGUCAUUCCGAUCGGGCGAUUCCAAAGCGAUCCAAAGAUUGAUAAUAAGGUCAGUGGAAGGGAUGAGGUGGAUUUCCCCAUAAAGCCGCAAAAUGAAUCGGAUGUACCGGCAGUAACUGUAACCUCGACUGUUUAACUUAAGACAACACGAUAGCAAAUUUUUCAUUUGUUUUAGAGAUAUUUAAUUUGUUGAGUUUUUUUACCCUAUAAGAGCAAAACCAAAUAGCCAGAACAACAAUACAAUAACCAUAGCAGAAAGUGAUCUUAUGCGCAAAUGGAACCAAAGUAGUACCAAACCAAACCAUACACAGAGCAAAUCAACCGAAUAUUUGAUAUCAAUAUUGAACCGUAUAGUUAGGUGCUAAGACAAACAGAUAUAAGCAGGGCUUAACGAAGUGUUUCCAAAGUUUCCCGACAUUUUAUGUUUAUUUAUUUCAUGUAAUGAAAUGUUUGUUUGCUUAUUCCAAGCAAUGAUCUCAUUUAUGUAUAGGUACUCGAAUACCAGAUAUGUUGUUUCGAAGAUCAGCCUGAAGCGGGUCGGUUUAGCGUUUCUAAGUUAUUUAUUCCUUAUUGUAUGUUUUACAGACAAAAAACGAAAUGUGCCAUAAACUGUUAAUCUAUUGAUACACGCGUACGGAACUUUAGAUAAUAAGAUGUUUAUUGCCUAUACCUAAUGAUAUUGAGUCACUGAAUACAGACAUUCCUUGACAUUCAUGUGCGGCGGGAACUGUUGCACUCCCGGGUCUAUAUGUUAUCCAUAUGAUCUUUUCAUAGCUGAUGUCCUUAAAACGCUAAAUAGCUUUACCAGCAAAGCAAGGAUCAUCCGUUAAGUAAGACAUUGGCAAGAAAAUAAAAUGAUAGUAAUCAUAAUGUCCAUAAAA